Fragaria vesca subsp. vesca is the source of this 1803-nucleotide messenger RNA. RefSeq names its product GTP-binding protein ERG-like. The coding region runs from base 1 to 1293 and encodes 430 amino acids. Gene Ontology annotation, molecular function: rRNA binding; GTP binding; ribosomal small subunit binding. Gene Ontology annotation, biological process: ribosomal small subunit assembly. The transcript has 8 exons. NCBI's taxonomy places the organism in Eukaryota, Viridiplantae, Streptophyta, Magnoliopsida, Rosales, Rosaceae. The record is from RefSeq and is a predicted model, not a curated record.
AUGAAAUCCCUUCUCUCCCUGAGGCUCCUCUCCUCCAAACCCACCACCCCUCUAUCCCCACCCCUCCUCCUCCUCCUCCUCCUCCGCCGCUCCUUCUCCGCCCAGCCCCAACACUCCGAUCCCACCUCCACCCCUUCCUCCUCCUCAGAAUCCGACUCCGAAUUCGACUUCAACAGCACCCACUACGACCUACCCACCGCCCUCUCCGAUCCCAAACCCCAAACCCGGACCUGGGACAGCAAGUACCGGAGCAAAGCCGAUAGGGUGGUCCCUGGAGAUGAGGCCCACAAGGCCAAGCUGAGAUUUUUGAAGGAGGAGGAGGACGAGAGGAGGCGGAGGGUGCUCGCUAAGGCGCUGCUUGAGGCGGCGCUGGAGAGAGGUGAUGAGGAGGAAGACGAGGAGGAGGAGGAGGUUGUGAAGGAGGAGGAUCAGAAGUCGGUGACUGUUGGGAUUAUUGGGGCUCCCAAUGCCGGAAAGUCUGCGCUCACUAAUUACUUGGUUGGAACAAAGGUUUCUGCUGUUUCGCGGAAGACAAACACAACUACUCAUGAAGUGUUAGGAGUUAUAACAGAAGGAGACACCCAGAUUUGUUUCUUUGAUACUCCGGGUCUUUCAAUAAACACCCGCGGAAUUCCGUACAAGGAUUUCAAGGCCCGUGUUGAAAGUACUUGGAGCUCAGUUAAUUUAUAUGAUGUCCUCAUAGUUAUUUUUGACGUCCAUAGGCAUCUUACCAGACCUGAUGUAAGGGUUAUAAGAACGAUCAAACGCAUGGGCAUGGAGCCACACCCAACACAAAAGCGAGUUCUAUGUAUGAACAAGGUUGAUUUAGUUGAGAAGAAGAAGGAUUUAUUAACGGUUGCUGAGCAAUUUAAAGAUCUUCCUGGGUAUGAUAGGCAUUUCAUGAUUUCAGGUCUGAAAGGCUAUGGAGUUAAAGAUCUUACUGAAUACUUGAUGCUUCAGGCAGUUAAAAGACCUUGGGAAGAAGAUCCCUUCACCAUGAGUGAGGAAGUUUUAAAGAAUAUAUCACUAGAAGUUGUUCGAGAAAAAUUGUUAGACCAUAUGCAUCAGGAAAUCCCGUAUGAUAUUGAUCAUCGUUUGAUAGACUGGAAGGAGUUACGAGAUGGUUCUAUUCGGAUUGAACAGCAUUUCAUCACUCACAAACCAAGCCAACGCAAGAUUCUUGUAGGAAAGAGAGGCGCCAAAAUAGGGAGAAUUGGCAUAGAAGCCAAUGAAGAGCUAAGGUCCAUCUUCAAGAGGGAUGUGCAUCUCUUUCUCCAGGUUAGACUUAAAUGAUUCAUUAGCGCACUGAGUCUGAGGUCGAGAAGGCACUUUUCAUGCCAUACUAUGUAGAAGUCAAACUUAGUGAAUAUCCCAUCCAUCACAAGAUACAAGUGCACCUCACUUGUGACAUGCUUAGCAAAUAGAGUUGAAUGUCAAAAGGUGCAGCAUUUCCUUUCAUACUCAGCAAGAUUACACAAGGAAGAGUCUCUGUUCUAUCAGUACUCUACUCAUGCACUCAUCAACUUCACCAAAAGGGGCUUUAAUGGCAGAAAAGCUUUUUAUUUUGGUAUUGUUGUCGGUGACGAGUAAUAGGAAGCCUCCAUUUACCAAGGGAACACAAUAGUCCUGAAAGAAGAUACAGUAUCCAGUCUCUUGAUUUUUCUUUAAUUACUGACCUUGUUUUUCCUUCUCUUUCAAUCCUGUAUUUUACGUACCAGCAUAUAUAUGAAAGCGCUUAAGCAAGGUUCUCUCAUUUGAUUCAAUCCAGAAUUACAAAUAUCAUUUUUCUGGCAUUCAAAACCG